Molecule: messenger RNA, 3829 nt
Organism: Neocloeon triangulifer
Lineage: Eukaryota; Metazoa; Arthropoda; Insecta; Ephemeroptera; Baetidae
Product: breast cancer anti-estrogen resistance protein 3 homolog
Exons: 11
Coding region: 633-3395 (920 amino acids)
Biological process (GO): positive regulation of peptidyl-serine phosphorylation; small GTPase-mediated signal transduction
Molecular function (GO): guanyl-nucleotide exchange factor activity; phosphotyrosine residue binding
Source: RefSeq, a predicted model, not a curated record
UCGUCUUGUUGCGGCGCGGAGUCUGUGAAGGGAGGGUUGGAUGAGGAAACUCCAGUCGCUAUUCAGCUGUGCAGGUAGCCGCGCUGCAUUCCACCGCUUGCUCCGCUCUUUUUUGAACAUUUGAUUUUUUUAUACAUUUUCCACGCGGAUUUUUUAACUGCGCACUUCCUGUCCGUUUGAUAUGGAAGUCAGUGACUUCGGGACUUUUUAGUGCACAUUUUUGUUAUUCCACCAGUGUUUGGUUUUUCCAACCUCUCCGUGUUGAAAAAUUUUCAUUAUAUAAAUUAUUUAUUUGGAAAUAGUCUCACUCGGCACCUUCACGUAUUUAUUGCUGUGGUGCUGGGCAGGUGACAUUUGCGACGUGACCCGUGUGUUGAUGUCGAACGCAUUGUCGAGUCAGAGGUGUCAGUUCAGUGCGCUGGAUGACUAGCAGCUCUGUGAAGGUGCCUGGAUAAUACGCGGCUCUGUUGAAAUUCGCCAUCAACAUACAUUCAGUGAUUGACUUAAAAGUGCAAAAUAAGAAGAAGACUGCUGCUCUUUUAAGAUAAAACAGGCGGCUUUGCUGAUCGCGAUCGGGCGAUUGUGAGACGGCGGGUGGAUCACUCGCAGUGCGCGACCGAGCGAGCUGAAGAAUGGUUAUGUCGGGCCGAGACGCCGCGGCCCUCGAGCCUCGCGAGAAAAUCGUCACUCCACCGAACGGAUUAAAUGCAGAGCAACCUGUGCCCAAGCAUCGGCCGCCGCCAAGUCCUCGACCUGUCCACAGACACAACUCGGACGCUUCAACCUUGAGCCAGGCCGCAGGUCUGGCGCGCAGCUUCAGGUUCGCGUCUUUGACCUCAUUGACACGUCGGAAGAUGUCACCGGGGCCGUCUGUGGCUCCUCGGCCGCCCCAUCUCGACGUGCAUCAGUGGUUGAUGGUGCUCGACGUGCCCGAGUACGCGGCCGCCUUCGCCUCCUUCUCCGGAGUCGAGGAGCUGCUGUGGUUUACAGAAGCGGAUAUCAAAGAGUUGGGCGUUCGGAACUCGGCACACAGAGCACGAAUCAUGUCCAGCCUGGUUGCUCUGCGAUCAAAAUACGAAAGAGGGAACAGACGCCGUGGCGGAGACAAGCUGCAGAGGCACAGCGUGGCUGUGGACAGUGGACGCCUCGUGGACAGAAACAUCUCAAUCGACUCCGAGUUGUGCGUGAAUGAGCCGCCCCAGAGCAAGAGCUUAGACAACCUGGCCAUGGAGGAGAGCGACCCCAACGCGGGGGCCAUCGCUCUUCGGAAGGCCCUGGAGUGGGAGUUGAGUCUGGACAGCCGAGACAUGCGGUCACAUGCGUGGUAUCACGGAGCGAUCCCGCGACCCCGUGCAGAAGAUAUCACGAGUCAGGACGGGCACUUCUUGGUGCGCGACUGCACCUCGCAACCUGGAGACUACGUGCUCAGCUGCAGAUACAGAGGACAAGCACUGCACUUUGUAAUUAAUAAGGUGGUCCUUCAGCCAGACACAGUAUACGAGCGAGUGCAGUACCAGUUCGAGGACGAGGCGUUCGACACGGUGCCCGACCUGAUCACCUUUUACGUGGGCAGCGGCAAGAGCAUCUCGCAACUGUCCGGCGCCAGAAUCCACACGCCGCGCAACCGACUCUACCCCCUGUCGUUCUACGCGUCCAAGUUCCCCGCGCAAAUGCCCCCGUCGGGCCUCAUGUCGCCCUGCUCGCCGGCCGGCUCGCUGGUCACCUCGCCGUGCGGCGCCGCCUCCCCCGCCUCAAGACUGAACAUGUACAGCAACAACAUGGUGGCGGCGCCGCCGAUGAGCGUCGUCUCGCCGCCCAGCACCCUCGGAAGGAGCAACUCGCGGCCGGGCACGCCGCCCAAGCUGCCCACCAAGCACCGAAGUCACUCCCUCACAGCAAGCACAGUCAUGGCUGAAGCAGGGAUCCGAAGCAUGUCUAUUGAUGAGCGUUCAACGGAGAAAUUCGCAUCCCUGCCUCGCAACAACACAUCCACCCCAAAAGCACCCCCCGUCUGCUUGGCGACGAUGCCGCGCUCGAACAAGGCGUCCAUGAUGCGGGUGACGAGUGACCCUGCGCUCAGUCCGUGCAUGGAGCGUCGCCACUUGCUGGACACAGACCCUCAGGGCAGUCCACCCCCGAAGCCCAGUCGCGUGCCCUGCAUGUCGAGUGACCUCAGGGGUGCCGCCCAGGGGGUGUACCACGCGUCAGGAAGCGAUUCCGGAAACGGUUCCGGCGACUCGGUGCAAAGUUCUGCCGACGCCAUGGAGUCCUCGUCCACUUCGCUGAAGCCCUGCAACGUGGGCGUGGUCAUCAAGAACCCUUCCAGGAGCUACACACCCCCGGACGCAGUUGAGCCGGUCCUCGAGCCCUCCUCGGCCUUUGACCUCGACUCCUUCGCCACCCUGCUGCUUCCUGUGAAGGAAAACAAACCCCUGGACGCAAUGGCCAUGCAGGGUGUCCGACUGCUGUUGGCCGAAAAUGGCUCCAGGGUGAUCGCCAACCACCUGACCAAGGUGGACCUCGAGCUGACCCACCUGGCAGGUCGAAUCGUUCCCAAGGGAGAGCAGCUCGACCUUGGGCUGGGGGUGCACUCGGGAAUCGAACUGUGUUCCUUGCCACAUGGCCACCAACUCAGGCUAGAUCUCAUUGAAAGGACGCGGUGCAUGCAACUUUUCGUGGCAAUCACCAUUCUCAGUGGAGCGACUGACGUUGAACGCGCCGACACCCUCCACAGGUGGAUACAGGUUGCAGUUGACGUGAAGACUGCCUUGGGCAACCUGUACGGCUUCUGUGCAGUUAUGAUGGGACUGAGCAUGCCACAGAUACAAAGACUCUCGUCAACAUGGCAUGUUGUGCGCCAACGGUACACGGACAGCGCAUUCAACUUUGAGGCCAAACUGCGUCCUGUGCUGAAGAGUAUGAACGAGUGCACCAACCCGCAGGCGCCCAACACCACCAUCCCCCACCUCCUCCCCUUCGUUCUUCUGCACGAGCGUGAACACGCCCUGGACUUCGAAGACCACCUGCACCCCUCACCGGUGAGCUGGGAGAACGCCAACGACCAGGGCAUCCUCACCCUGUUUGAGCACCUGCAGAUGGCGCGCAAGUUUGCAGACAAAGAAGCAAAUUUCCGGCGCAACGCGGAAAUCGUUCUCAGCGACGCCAAAAUAGACGAUUUGCUGCUGGACGCUUUCCGCACCGAAUUCCACCUCAAGUUCCUGUGGGGCAGCAGGGGUGCCGGCGUCUCCUCUUCGGACAGGCACGCCAAAUUCCUGCAGGUGGUCUCGGCCAUGUCGGAGAAGUGCGAGCCGAGCGGCCUGCAGUCGCCCUGCACACCCACCAUGCCCAACAGCCCAUCCAUCACAUCUUUCGGACCAACACAUACAGCAGUCUAGACGAAAAACAAAAUGAAAACAGUCAAGAGCAGAAGAAAUUAAAAAUGCUAAAAAAUUUGGUUCCUGCGUAGGCUAUUGUACAGUUAAGGUUUCGCUCACUUAUAAAUUGCAACUAAAUUGACCCUGGGUCACCAAAUAUUGGAAUGUUGAGGAAAUGCUUACAUUAUCUGACUUAAAACAGCUCUUCGGUUGGUAUUUUGUUCAUGGUCCUCAUAGGUGGCGGAAAAUUGCGUUUUAACGUCAUUAAACAUUGACCUUUAUGCAUUUGCAUAGGGUUUGCCAAGUAAUGUACACUUUAAUGCAAUGAAACAUUAAUAUCAUUUUAAUUUUUGUUACCAGAAAAGGAUUUUUUUUAGUCAUUUACAUGAUAUUUUGAAAUUUUGACUUGCAACAUAAUUUAAGUAAGGGUUUGCAAUUUUUUUUAAUUAAGGAAU